Melitaea cinxia (Glanville fritillary) is the source of this 1649-nucleotide messenger RNA. It is a transcript of the gene APP-BP1, whose product is annotated as NEDD8-activating enzyme E1 regulatory subunit. Gene Ontology annotation, biological process: DNA damage response; protein ubiquitination; protein neddylation. The coding region runs from base 1 to 1608 and encodes 535 amino acids. Gene Ontology annotation, molecular function: ubiquitin activating enzyme activity; NEDD8 activating enzyme activity. Lineage: Eukaryota; Metazoa; Arthropoda; Insecta; Lepidoptera; Nymphalidae. The transcript has a single exon. Gene Ontology annotation, cellular component: cytoplasm; nucleus. The record is from RefSeq and is a predicted model, not a curated record.
AUGGCUUCUCCGUCUCCUAAAUCGCCAGAACAAAGUGAAAAGAAUAAGCAAUAUGACCGGCAAUUACGACUUUGGGGAGACCAUGGUCAGGCUGCACUUGAAAAUGGACAUAUAUGUUUAAUAAAUGCUACUGCUCUAGGUACUGAGAUAUUGAAGUCGAUUGUGUUACCCGGUGUUGGAGCGGUUACUAUAGUUGACCACAAUAUAGUAAGUGAUGAAGAUAUUGGUUGUAACUUUUUUUUAGAAUGUUCCAGUAAAGGGCUCAAUAGAGGCUCUGAAACUCUCCGACUUUUAUUAGAAUUAAAUCCAGCUGUACAAGGGCAUGCUGUGUAUGAACCAGCAGAACAAAUUCUACGUGACAACCCUGAUUUUUUUAAAUCAUUUAGUGUUGUAAUAGCAACAUCCAUCACCGAAAAGACUAUACAGGAUUUGGCACAGCAUUUGUGGGAUAUCAAUGUACCUUUUGUGUUAUGUAGAUCUGUUGGGUUUUUAGGAUCUUUUAGAAUACAAAUGAAAGAACAUACAAUUAUAGAAACUCAUCCUGAGAAUGAGCAGAUAGACUUACGUUUGGAUGUUCCAUUUCCUGUUCUUUCUGAAUAUUUAGACACCUUUAACAUAGAUGCGGUUGACCUGAAAGAUCAUGGCCACAUACCUUGGAUUGUCAUUUUAUACAAAGCAGUUCAGAAAUGGCAAAUUACAAAUCAAAAUAGGUGGCCUAUGAGUAGAAAAGAAAAAAACGAAGUUAAAGAUGUUAUUCGAGAGUUCUUUAAGAAAGAUGAAAAUGGUAUACCAAUUGAAGAAGAAAAUUUUGAAGAGGCUUUAAGAGCUGUUAACACAGCAUUAGUUCCAACUUUUUUGCCUGUAAAAAUUCAAGACCUAAUUUAUAGUAGUUCUGCAAUUAAUUUAACUAAAGAAAGUUCACCAUUUUGGAUCAUGUGUUCGGCACUAAAAGGUUUUGUUGAAGCUGAAGGAAAAGGCAAACUGCCUUUAAGAGGGGUACUACCUGAUAUGACAACUUCUACAGAACACUAUGUCAAACUUCAAAGUAUCUAUCGAUCACAAGCAGCUAUGGAAGCAGAAAUAGUGUAUAGAAAAGUACAAGAAAUUGUUGCACAGCUACAUUGUGACAGUAUUAGUGAAGCUGAUGUGAAGCUGUUUUGUAGACAUGCUCAUGAUUUACAUUUAAUCAAAGGUUCAAACAUAGUGGAUGAGUAUCGAUUAGGGAAUCCAGUGACAUCAUAUAUAGCAAGAUAUUUAGAAGAACCAGAUGUUAUGAUGGUCCAUUAUAUUCUAUUAAGAUCUGCUGAGAGGUUUCAAUCUGAACAUUGCAGAGCUCCUGGUGAGUGGGAACCAGAGGGAGAUAUUGCCAAGCUAAAAACAUGUGUUACGAAACUACUGAGUGACAUAUCUUGUACACCAUUUCCUAAGGAUGAUCAUAUUCAUGAAAUGUGUAGAUACGGUGGGGCUGAAAUUCAUAGUGUUUCAGCUUUUCUAGGAGGAUGUAUUGCACAUGAAGCUAUUAAAAUUAUAACCAAACAAUACAAACCUGUUAAUAACACAUUUAUUUACGAUGGUGCUUCAACUAAUACCGCCACUUUCACAUUUUAAUGUAGCUUUUUCUAUAAAUUGAAUUAAAAUCUGAUAAAAUA